CAUUACAAGGAGAGGGGAGGAGAGGUGGGGUGUUGCUAAUCAGCAGCAGCAACACAAGCUAUCCAUCGGGAAUACACACAGAUCUUUGGCUAGUUUUUUUUUUUUAAAUUUAUCAUUAUUGCUUCUUGCAGCCCAAAGCUCUGCAGCAGUCGGCCCAGCCCAGGCUCAUGUAUAUUGCAUGGUAUCAGCAGGCAGAGUGCUCCUCUUCCCUGGGGAUGUGAGCAAGAUCCAUUGCUCCUGCGGAUGUGAGCGCCCUGCCUGGCUGUGUGUUUUGUGCUCAGCUCACAGGGAGGGCUGGAGCCUGGGAAAGCAGCAGCACAGCCUCCCAUUUGCAUGGAUUCUCCAAGACGGUAGGUAGAAGAAGUAGCACAGCACCGUCCUCACUGCCGGCCCCUGGAUUACAUGUGGAUUUUAGGAGGACGUCCCCUUGUUUUCCGUUAGCCAUCCAGCCACUAAUCCAUGCAUUGAGUGGGUGUCGCAGGAUUGAAGGCUGAUCCAAGGUAGGAAGAGGAAACAUUGUAUCCCGCAGCAGCCGGAGAGGACACACUGUAUCUCCCCUUGAUCUGCCAGGGAGAGAGGGGGCUCCUCACUCACCAUGGUUGUUUUCAAUGGCUUGCUGAAGAUCAGGAUCUGUGAGGCUGUGAACCUGAAGCCCACAGCCUGGUCCCUCAGACAUGCCGUGGGUCCCAAACCCCAGACCUUCCUGCUGGACCCUUACAUAGCUGUGAAUGUGGAUGACUCCAGAAUAGGGCAGACCUCCACCAAGCCCAAGACCAACAGCCCUGCCUGGCACGAUGACUUCUCCACUGAUGUCUGCAAUGGGAGGAAGAUAGAGCUGGCUGUUUUUCAUGAUGCCCCUAUUGGGUACGACGAUUUUGUGGCCAACUGCACCAUCCAAUUCGAAGAUCUACUGCAUAAUGGGAGCCGGCAUUUCGAGGACUGGAUUGACUUGGAGCCAGAAGGCAGAGUAUAUGUUAUCAUUGAUCUUUCUGGGUCCUCGGGUGAAGCACCCAAAGAAAAUGAAGAACGAGUAUUCAGGGAGAGGAUGCGACCAAGAAAACGUCAGGGUGCUGUACGACGCAGGGUCCACCAAGUUAAUGGGCAUAAGUUUAUGGCAACAUACCUUAGACAACCUACAUACUGUUCGCACUGCAGAGACUUUAUAUGGGGGGUCAUAGGAAAACAGGGAUAUCAAUGUCAAGUUUGCACUUGCGUAGUUCACAAGAGAUGCCACGAGCUUAUAAUAACGAAGUGUGCUGGCUUAAAGAAACAGGAAGCCCCCGAUGAGGUGGGUUCCCAGCGUUUCAGUGUCAACAUGCCUCACAAAUUCAGUAUCCAUAACUACAAAGUACCGACAUUUUGUGACCACUGUGGUUCAUUACUCUGGGGCCUCAUGAGGCAAGGUUUACAAUGCAAAGUGUGUAAAAUGAACGUGCAUAGACGCUGUGAAUCUAAUGUAGCACCUAACUGUGGAGUGGAUUCUAGGGGAAUCGCGAAAGUAUUAGCUGACCUUGGCGUAACGCCGGAUAAGAUCACCGCUGCAGGCCAGAGGAGGAAAAAGCUAAUUCCAGGUCCUGAAACACAGCCGCCAGUACCUGGGGGUCCAUCUGUUGAAGAUGACAGAUCAAAAUCUGCACCAACGUCUCCAUGUGAUCAGGAAAUUAAAGAACUUGAAAAUAACAUCAGAAAAGCUUUGUCAUUUGAUAAUCGAGGCGAAGAGCACAAAUCAGCAGCAACUACGUCCACUGACAGUCAGCUGACGAUUACUGGAGAAAAUGGCGAGAACGGCGAGAUUAAAAUCCAUCAGACAAAGCGGAUAGGUCUGGAAGAUUUCAAUUUCAUCAAAGUAUUAGGAAAAGGCAGCUUUGGGAAGGUUAUGCUCGCGGAGUAUAAAGGUAAAGAUGAAGUAUAUGCUGUUAAGGUUCUGAAGAAAGACGUUAUAUUACAAGACGAUGAUGUAGAUUGCACUAUGACAGAAAAGAGAAUUUUGGCUCUAGCACGAAAGCAUCCGUAUCUAACGCAACUUUACUGCUGUUUCCAGACAAAGGAUCGUCUAUUUUUUGUCAUGGAGUAUGUAAAUGGAGGAGACCUAAUGUUUCAGAUUCAACGCUCACGGAAAUUUGAUGAACCUCGAUCGCGAUUUUAUGCGGCAGAAGUGACCUCAGCUCUCAUGUUUCUUCAUCAACAUGGUGUUAUAUACAGGGACCUUAAACUGGACAACAUACUUCUGGAUGCAGAAGGUCAUUGCAAACUAGCUGACUUUGGGAUGUGUAAAGAAGGCAUUUUAAAUGGUGUCACUACGACAACAUUCUGUGGUACACCGGAUUAUAUUGCUCCCGAGAUCCUGCAAGAGUUAGAGUAUGGACCCUCAGUCGAUUGGUGGGCCCUUGGCGUCCUGAUGUAUGAGAUGAUGGCAGGACAACCUCCGUUUGAAGCGGACAAUGAAGAUGACCUCUUCGAAUCUAUCCUUCAUGAUGAUGUCCUUUACCCAGUUUGGCUCAGUAAAGAAGCUGUCAGCAUUUUGAAAUCCUUUAUGACAAAGAAUCCAAACAAGCGGUUAGGAUGCGUCCCAUCCCAGGGACUCGAAGAUGCCAUCAAACAGCACCCGUUUUUCAAAGAGAUUGAUUGGGUACUCUUGGAGCAAAGGAAAAUCAAGCCUCCAUUCAAGCCUCGAAUUAAAACCAAACGUGACGUAAACAACUUUGACCAGGAUUUCACGCGAGAGGAACCUGUUCUAACACUGGUGGAUGAAGCCAUAGUAAAGCAAAUCAAUCAAGAUGAAUUUAAAGGAUUUUCUUAUUUUGGCGCGGAACCUGAAGCCUAAUAUGGAUCUUGUACUGGCCGGUCCUUCAAGCAGUAGUCCUACGGAGACAAACAUGUGACUGAGAUUCAGUGGAUCCUCACAAUCUUGUUCUUUUAAUGAGCCUGCUCAUGUAAAGAUGCUAUUUAUUGUUUGUUAUUUUUAUUCCCUGAACUGAAGGCACUCCUAAUUUCUGUUUUACAGAGCAAUGCAAAAUCUUGUUUUGUUUCAGAAACUGUAAUUGUAACACACUGCCGUGUCUGUGACCACAGUAUACUAGACAAUCUUCACGAGGAAAGAAAAUAGAAUGGUAUAUAUAUUUUUUUAUUUUGUUAAUUUUACCAUAAAUCUCGGACAGAAAAAAAAAUCUGGGCUGGCCAGAAUACUGACCGUGUCAUGUAACCUUUCCUAGAUUUCACUUGAAGCCACUUUCACAGAUUUGCAAUGCCGCAAAGAGAGUAUUUGUGUACAGUCAGUCAAAUACCCACCACAGAUCUGUGAGACUUGUGAAAUUAAUGGAAAUAAAGUAUUUGCUUACAGUAGAUACAGUCAAAAUGUGAAAUAACACAACCCUUUUUUAUUUUAAUUUUUUUUUUUCACAAGCCACACAUACUCACAAAAAAGCAGUAGAAUAGCUAAAAAAAAAAAAAAGAGUUUAGUUGGAAUGAUUAUAAAAAGGAAUUGACCCCUCACUGUCGAAAUGAAUUACACUUUAUUCUAGUGCAGUGCACUACAACCUGUUACCGUUUCAUGGUGGCACACCUGGGGUAUGAACAAAGCCAUCAUACAUUUUUUUAGGCAGCUUUGUAAGGGCUAAGUAUUUUAGCAGUAGAAAAGACAAAAAUUUGAAAAAGAGAUUCCUCCUUUUUCAUUUUGUAGUUUUUUUUUCUUUUAUGUAGUACUAAUAUAUUUCCAAUGACCUAUUACUUUUUAAGUUACAUUCCUUAACUCUUGACAGUGCAGAGUGACAGGGUCUUAAACAUACAGCCGUUCUGUUGCAAGAUCUUCCAGAGAAGAUUGCAAUAGAAUGCAUUGCAGUUGGCUUAAAACUGCCUAGUUUUGCUUCAGAGGAGCCUGCAGAAGCCAUAAAGUGCAUUGCCGGCUCUCUGAAGACAAACGAGUUAAAGCUUCAGGGGACACAAAUGGAAAAAAAGACAAACCAGUAUUUAAAAAUCACUAUUUAUGCCGCAUGAGUUUUGUUCAGUGGAAACAUUCCCCUAAAUCUUUACCUUCAGAGUGCAGCAAGAGUGACCAGCGCGUUUUACAUUACUGCAAAAUGCGUUGCUUAACCCUGUAAGGGUUACACAGUUGCAGUGCAUAGUAUUCUUUUUGCACAUUAUAAGUACAACAUAGCACUACUGUGUGUUUCUUUUUUAAAUUUAGUUUUAUUUUUCUUGUCUAACGUGACAAUGUGAUAUAUAUAUAUAGAAUGAAAAUGAAAAAUAAGUAAAUAUUAAAUCACACUUAUGGAAAAGUGUGCGGAUGAUCAAAUAUUCAUAACUGACAUUCUGAGGAUAUGUACAUUUGAUUCUUUGUUGUGUGUAUGAAUUUGGUAACUCUGUCAGGAAUUCUUGCUAAGGCAACGUUACCUGUUAGAGACGCUAGCAGUGUUAUGUAAGUAAAUUUUUUUGCAGGAGUAACCUGUGUUUGUGUGUACAUGUAUUGCAUUUUAUGAUGUAUUUUACUGGACUGAUGUUGAGCAGUUUCUGGGAUUCAUUAGAAAUGGAUUUACGUCAGGUUUGGGUGACCUGGAGCUUCCUUGUGCUGGCUGUGGCUGAUGGGCAUUAGAGUCCUGAUACAGCGGAAGGGCUUUGCGCAUCCACCCCUGACUCAACAUGAAUCUCCUGCUUCUUGAAAAAAUAAAAAAUAAAAAUACAUGUGAGUGGCAAAGUGGCACUAAAUAAGCUUUUUUUGCCUUUUGUACAGGUGAGAUUUUGUAAAUAGUGUUUGCUGCAAAGCCUGUGGAGUUUAAUUCAUAAGAGAUAUCAACUGCUGCAUGUUCAGGCAAAUUCUAAGAUAGUCCAUGGGAAACAUUAAUUAUACUAAAGUCAAUGUGCAAUACUCUGUAUGUGUAUUGGUUCAACUUUCUGUGAGAGAUUAUUAGUUUUAUUUGUUUUAAAAGAUGUAAACUUAUAUUAUGCUAUACCAGAUCUCUUGUAUAGUAAUUCUGAAAUUUAUAUUGUCAAUAAUAGGAAAGAAUCGGACAAUGUACUAGCUUGAAGCAACAGUGCUAGCACAAUCAACCAUUUUUUUUAUUUUUUUAGCUUUUUAUUGUUUUAUCUUUUACUUUAAAUGUAAGCUUUGUAUUGUUUUACAUUAAGGACUACCUACUUUAGUUUUUUUGUAAUAUUUCCUCUUUAGAUAUAUAAAAAAAUCUUCUCACUGGCACCUGGAGGGAUAGAGAUACGUGAGCUUACAUCAUCUGCAUUGGAUGAUGCUCCUAUAACCUAUGACUUAGAACUGUAACCUAUGACUUAGAACUGUAUUUGAAAGCAGAGAUCAAAAUAAGUGAGACCAGGAUAUUAUUGAUAGGAAGCUUAUGAUUGCACAUAAAUGGUACAAGAUACACAGGUUUACUGUGUGAUAACUGUCGGCUAGCACUGAUGCUCUUUCUACAGGACAUUGGCUUCUUGAGGCGUUCACGGGCCUCUGCAAAUUGUUCAGUUUGUGUCUGUUGGGCAUAUGGCUGCUCGCAGCCUGCGUUAAAGAUAAUGACAUACAGUUCCAUUUUUUUUUUUAAUGAGCUCAGGUGUAACUAUAUAUUUCUUCUACGGAAUUUCAAUUGUAUGCUAAUUAUAUCAACAUUUGUUAAGUGGAAGUGGUUUAUAAUUGAUCAGAACAAUUUUAUUGUAUUUUAUCAAAAGUAGCUCUGUGUACUGGGAGAGGAAGCAAUGUUUCUGAAAUCACGUGCAAGCACGGAAACAUCUUUCUGUCUGUAUCAUCUCAUUUAUAGGGGAUAUGGUAAAUGAUAAAAAAAAAAUCACAAUGUAUCACUACUGGUUCUGUGUGGUUUGUUUGUUGUUUUUAAAAAAAAAAAAAAAUUCUGGACAUCCUGACAACUAACUGAUAAAAGGCAAAGUGCACUUUCCCGCAAAUCAGGCAUGUUUAAAAGGUAGACUCUUAGCACAUUCUACUACAUCUAGGGAUCUUCCUUUUGGCCGCCCCUUUAAUAUAUUGUCAGGCAUAAAACAAGUAUUGCAUGGGGAUGUAUCCCACACAUUGAUGGCUCAGAAGACAUUAGCAUUGCAUGGUGCACUAUUCUCUGCAGAGAGCUUUAUACAGAAGAUACUAGUAAUUAAUCUACUUAAUCUUUUUGUUUAUGGGACAAGGGUAGGUGUCCUUUUAAUCCUAGCUAGUUUAUGUUUGCAAGCUGCUAAGCCUGCCCUAUGUAUCGCGUGAAUAGGUCAAAUCUGGACCACCCCAUAGCUGCAUCACUAAUUGUAGGACUGAUGUGCGCUGUAUAGGAGACAGUAGUUUUGGAUGAAAAUAUGCUGUUCUCUACUGGAUUUCCAGGAUCCUUUUUUCCCCCAUUUGUGAGGCGUGUUUCAGACCCCCGUGGUAGUUUUUACUUAAAGUUAUUUUAAUAAAUGUAUCCUAUUGUGUAAAAGACUGAACCAUUCUAUAGAUUGCCAAAUAUUUAUGAGCGCCACACGAAACAAGUUGGCAUGGAUAAAACAUAGCCACAUCUGGUGCCCACCAUGCCAUAAUCGCUGUAUAACUUUUUAUGGAGGUGGUAGGGAAGGGUGAAAUAAGUGCCUAGACGCACCUUGGGAUUGCACAGAUUCACAGCACUUCAAGUGGUGCUGUCAUGCCGAACUUACCUUUCUCUUUUGUUUCCUCCUCUUUUCCUCUCUCAGAAUCUGUUCUUAUUUUCUUCCUAUCUGAUCUAGUUUUCUUUAAAACAUAACAUAAAUUAGAGACUACUUUGUCUUAUGUAUUUUUCCUACACUUGACUUUCUUUGACCAAAGGAGGAGCUUAAGUCCGCUCCAUUUCCUGUGUUAAGGAAAAGGGUGACUUCUUUCUCUGACACAGGAAAUGGAGCUGACUUAGGCUCCUCCUUUGGUCAAAGAAAGUCAAGUGUAGGAAAAAUACAUAAGACAAAGUAGUCCCUACUUUGUUUUAUGUUUUAAAGGAAACUAAAUCAGAAAUAAAGAAAAGAAGAACAGAUUCUGGGAGAGGGAGAUAAGAUUAAACAAUAGGAGAAAGGUAAGUUUGGCAUGACCGCGCCACUUUAAAUCUGCAAAUCAGGAUUUUGGAAAUUUAAAGUAAUACAACCCAUUGAGGUUUGUACCAGUCUUCAGUGUCUUACACGUGUAUUACAUGGAUUAGUAAAUUGGGGGGCGGGAAUAUGUUUUCAGAGCAAUUCUGAUGAAAAUUGCUAGUUGUGUUGGAAUCUUCAGAGCAUUCCAAUUGGUCUCCACGGUGAUGGCUUCACGGUUAAGAAUACUUCCGCAGGAAAAUAUGGAAAUUUCCCCAGACAUUAGAACUAAACAGGCCCCAACCUGUUCCCUAUCGUUUGUUAACCCCUAUAGCUAGAAGGGCCAGUGAUAAUGGAUGCGCUGUUACAUUUCUGACUGAUCGACAAUUUAGUUUCUGACAUUUAUUUAUUUUGUUGUGUUUUGUAUUGUGCACAAUGCCAAAAAAAAUCUAUAUUGGCUGAUCACUGCUGUUUUAUGUUUUUUUUUUUUUUGUUUUUUUUUUACUAUUUCCUUUUAGAAUUCUAAAAUGGAACCCAUUGCCAUGUUAAACAGGUUCUUUCCAAAAGUUAAAAAGAAGAUGAAAGCUGAAAAUUACCUCUUUUAAAUUAUGUGCAAAUAGUUCUGGCUAUAUAUAAAUAUAUAAAUAUAAAACGUAUUCCGUUUUUGUAAUGUGUUGCUUUAUUGUACAGGACAUUUUUUUCUUAUUGGAUGUGUUUUAAAUCUAUUGCCAUUCAUUUGUGUUACUUCAUCUUAAACGUUAUUACUGUGCCAAAUGUACUGUAUUCAAAAGGAUGUGAAUGUGUGUUUGUUUCAGAACCCAAUAAAUACAACAAUGUUGAAUUGA
Messenger RNA from Pelobates fuscus (common spadefoot toad), 7844 nucleotides. It is a transcript of the gene PRKCE, whose product is annotated as protein kinase C epsilon. The coding region runs from base 596 to 2824 and encodes 742 amino acids. Gene Ontology annotation, cellular component: nucleus; cytoplasm. The record is from RefSeq and is a predicted model, not a curated record. Gene Ontology annotation, biological process: protein phosphorylation. The transcript is spliced from 15 exons. NCBI's taxonomy places the organism in Eukaryota, Metazoa, Chordata, Amphibia, Anura, Pelobatidae. Gene Ontology annotation, molecular function: ATP binding; diacylglycerol-dependent serine/threonine kinase activity.